UCAGCCCAACAGCCGCCGAUCGCCUCCCACCUCCGGAGCUCCGACUCCGUGGCCAUAUUUUGGUCCACGAAAGAUGUUCUCAGUUUAGCAUUUGUUCCAAGGUUUAUACCAGACGACGAAGCAGAAAUUCCUCAAUCGAUUCUAAUCGCUCUUGUAAGAGAAACUAUUGAAGAGAAGAUGCAAUGGGAGGUUCAAGGGCACCAAAGUUAUCUGGUAUUCAGAAGCAAGUUCUUUCCCUAUACAGAUGUUUUCUCAGAACAACACGUUCUAAACCACAGGAAAACCGGGCCCACAUGGAAUCGAUUAUAUCAGGUGAAUUUCGUAAGAAUUCAAAACUUAUAGAUCGCAAAGAUUUCCUACAUAUUGAGUACUUGCUUCGUAGGGGUAAAAAGCAACUUGAUCAGCUUAAAACUGUUGAUUCUGUUACCUUAUCUUCAUCUAAUCUAGACUCUACAAAAUCAUAAUCACUUCUACCUCUUCUUUGUAUCUGAAAUAAAUUUAAAGAAAAGAUAGCAUACAGUUAUGUUUCUGAUUGGUUUAAGCUGGAUUUUGUAUUGAAUGAGUAUGUAUAAGACAUGGGUUCAUGUGUUACAUUGAGUUUAGAGCUUAUUAUGAGGUUUUAACAUUUAUCAGUUAUCAAACUAGUUAAUUUUGGUUUAAGGGUGUAACUGUUAUUCAAAUGUAUUUGAGGCUUCUUAUUCCUCCUUCA
Messenger RNA from Lactuca sativa (garden lettuce), 709 nucleotides. RefSeq names its product LYR family of Fe/S cluster biogenesis protein. Gene Ontology annotation, biological process: mitochondrial respiratory chain complex II assembly. Gene Ontology annotation, cellular component: mitochondrion. The record is from RefSeq and is a predicted model, not a curated record. NCBI's taxonomy places the organism in Eukaryota, Viridiplantae, Streptophyta, Magnoliopsida, Asterales, Asteraceae.